AUGUUGCGUGGGUGCGUAAAGGAUGGAAGAUUUGCAACGCGCGUGCGCGGAUCAACCCCUCAUAAGCGUUGGAGAAGGUUCAUAGUGUUAGGCGCGAGAUCCUGGCGCGCUGCCGGGGUAGCAGAACAUUCCUCCGUGGACCGUCCGCGGUGGCGGUGGUCCCGCUCUCUCACCCCCAGCGACCAAAGACUGCACAACUGCACUAAAACAUCACAAGUUCUCAGUGCACCACAGGGAGCUAUACUUAGUCCAAGUUUGGCUUUCUACAAUUUACUAUCUGCUUUUACUUCAUAA
Molecule: messenger RNA, 294 nt
Organism: Arctia plantaginis
Lineage: Eukaryota; Metazoa; Arthropoda; Insecta; Lepidoptera; Erebidae
Source: the annotation of a GenBank genome assembly